Messenger RNA from Heteronotia binoei (common prickly gecko), 776 nucleotides. RefSeq names its product parathyroid hormone/parathyroid hormone-related peptide receptor-like. The record is from RefSeq and is a predicted model, not a curated record. The transcript has 6 exons. Lineage: Eukaryota; Metazoa; Chordata; Lepidosauria; Squamata; Gekkonidae. Gene Ontology annotation, cellular component: plasma membrane. Bases 1 to 765 code for a protein of 254 amino acids. Gene Ontology annotation, molecular function: parathyroid hormone receptor activity; peptide hormone binding; G protein-coupled peptide receptor activity. Gene Ontology annotation, biological process: cell surface receptor signaling pathway; adenylate cyclase-activating G protein-coupled receptor signaling pathway; intracellular calcium ion homeostasis.
AUGCCCAUCAGAUCGGUGCGCAGAACAAGAACGCCACUUCAAAAGAACCUUCUCCGAUGCUGGGAUUUAAGUGCCGGCUAUUUCAAGUGGUUCGUUCAAGUGCCAAUCCUAAUAACUGUGAUGGCCAACUUUAUUCUUUUUAUCAACAUUAUCAGAGUCCUAGCCACAAAACUCCGGGAAACAAACGCCGGGAGAUGUGAUACGAGACAACAAUACAGGAAGCUCCUGAAAUCCACCCUGGUCCUCAUGCCUUUGUUUGGAGUUCACUAUAUAGUUUUCAUGGCCGUGCCAUACACAGAAGUGACAGGGAUCCUCUGGCAAAUCCAGAUGCACUAUGAAAUACUCUUCAAUUCUUUCCAGGGAUUUUUUGUGUCCAUCAUCUAUUGCUUUUGCAAUGGGGAGGUUCAAGCAGAAAUCAAGAAGUCCUGGAGCAGAUGGACAUUAGCGCUUGACUUCAAAAGGAAAGCCCGCAGCGGCAGCACCACCUACAGCUACGGGCCCAUGGUUUCCCACACCAGCGUCACAAACGUCACCACGAGAGGGGGGAUCGCCCUUCAUCUCAACACAAGACUCUUUCUGGGGAACCUCAACGGACACCGGAAUUUACCCGGAUACGUCAAGAAUGGCUCCAUUUCCGAAAACUCCAUGCCUUCUUCCGUGCCGGAACAGUAUAACAAAGAAGAGGAGUACCUUAACGGUUCGGGACUCUUCAACGGAGACAGGCCGACGGCGCUUGUCGAGGAGGAAAAAGAGACAGUGAUGUAAAUUUCCCCCCC